AUGGAAUGGGCUCGGAUAAACUGUGGAGAAAUCUUAAUUUAAGUACUCUGUACUUUGUUCACGUGCGUCUAUUUCCCGAGGUUCUCAGCAUUGACAAGACGAAUAUGUAUUCAACUCCCGGUAACGAGUACAUAGAGCGGACUUGAAACAACUGGGCUCGGCGAUUAUGCGAAACAUAAAGACUCAAAUUUGGGUAAUAUCCGUCGUCUUGUCUUCCGAGUGUACUCCGUACUGGGAGUAAUCGUGUGUCGGCCAGAACCGAACAUUCGUCAUCCGAUUAUCGCGACAUCGUGAACUCCACCUUCACCUUAUUAAUAUGUGGUGCUGGUCUGCAGUGCUGGAAAAUGCAUAUCAUGUGGGGGUAAGCCCGUGGUUUAAGCAAGAGACAGAGGAAGUCCUGGAAGAGUGGGUGAACUGUCGCAGAAGUUCCCACCCCAGGAACCAACACCGGAUAUAUCAAGAUGCUUCUUGGUGCAAUUUUCACACUCUUCGCAGGGUCUACCUUGAUACCCCAAGUGUCCGGCGCCCCGACGCUCCAGUCACGGUCGACUCCUGAUCCCUCUAUCUUCCCGGAACUUCAGCGAGCAGCGCAGCUUUCAUCUGCGACGUAUACAGACUGCAAUGGGACUGCUUUCGAUGUUAGCAUUACCAAGAAGAUCAAUGAGGCGUCGACGGAUACUCAGGGAUACGUGGGAUACUCCAAAUCCAAGAAAAGGAUUGCCGUUGUGAUGAAGGGAUCAACGACCACCGCGGAUUAUCUGAACGACAUCGACCUCCUCCUUGUCGUCCCUGAACUGUCUGAUGUGACCUUUCCAGAAGAUGCAAAAAUCAUGCAGGGCAUAUCCAAGACCUGGGGUUCUGUUCACGACGAGGUCGUCUCAGAGGUCACGUCUCUUGUGGGAAAAUACCCGGAGUAUAGUCUGGAAGCCACCGGACAUUCUCUUGGCGGCUCUCUUACCUACAUCUCCUAUGUUGCUCUGUCCCAGGUAUUCCCGGAGAAAGAGAUCAUUGGGAAUGCGAUUGCUGCCUAUCCUAUUGGCAACCAGGAGUUUGCGGACUUUGGUAGCUCGCAGAAUGGCACAUUGAACCGUGGGAAUAAUGCCGAUGACGGUGUCCCUAAUUUGUUUGUGACAGUUCCCGGUUUCAAGCAUUAUGGGACGGAAUACUAUAGUUCCGGGACCCAAGAUUCAUGCAUCAAGUGCGAAGGAGAACGCGACGAAUCUUGCUCGGCUGGUAAUGGGAAGGUCGGUAUAACUGAUGAGCAUAGUUAUAGCUUUGGUAUUCAUAUGGCGGAAGCCGGAUGCGGGGUAUAGUUGGCAAUAUGUGAGAGAGAGAGAGAUAUAUAGUGGUAGUUGUAGAACAUGUAUAUAGCCUCCAGUUGAUAUUCUAUAAAUAUAUAUGACUCAAGAC
Messenger RNA from Aspergillus glaucus CBS 516.65, 1410 nucleotides. RefSeq names its product putative alkaline lipase. Lineage: Eukaryota; Fungi; Ascomycota; Eurotiomycetes; Eurotiales; Aspergillaceae. The transcript has 6 exons. The record is from RefSeq and is a predicted model, not a curated record. The coding region runs from base 462 to 1313 and encodes 283 amino acids. Gene Ontology annotation, biological process: lipid metabolic process.